Cynara cardunculus var. scolymus (artichoke) is the source of this 763-nucleotide messenger RNA. RefSeq lists its product as uncharacterized. The transcript is spliced from 4 exons. NCBI's taxonomy places the organism in Eukaryota, Viridiplantae, Streptophyta, Magnoliopsida, Asterales, Asteraceae. The record is from RefSeq and is a predicted model, not a curated record. The coding region runs from base 1 to 606 and encodes 201 amino acids.
AUGCCUCUCUUUUUAUCUAUCAUAAGNAGAAGGUUAGCCUUAUUUCACAAGGCUGCUUAUAAAAUCGGUGGCCAUGUAAUAAGUGCAAAUGCUAUUGAGCAGGCAAUAUUUAAGUUCCGCACCCCCAGGGUUGGAAAGUGGCUGGAGACCAUCCUUUCAACUGCAUUGUGGAAAAAAUCUGGUGAAGAAAGGCAGCGGAUCAGUACAAAGUUUGGUCUCGAGUACCAACCCCUUUUGUGUUUUGCCCUUUGCACAGGAACUUCAUCUGAUCCUGUGCUGAAGGUCUACACACCAUCAAACAUCAAAGAGGAGCUAGAAGCAGCCAAGAGAGAAUUUCUUCAAUCAAACAUAAUCGUGAAGAAAUCGAAGAAACUUUUCAUACCCAAAUUACUCGAAAGAUUUGGAAAAGAAACCAACAUCUCUCCAGACAAUCUCCUCAAAUGGAUAACCGAAAAUGUAGACAAAAAGCUUGGCGAUUCAAUAACGAAAUGCAUCGAGCAUAAAACCAGCAAGAAAUCAUCCCAGAUGAUCGAAUGGUUGCCUUAUAAUUCAAGAUUCCGGUACGUAUUCUCAAAAGAUUUAAGCGAAAAGCCAUGGUGGCUCUGAAUGUAGGUAGCCAGUUAAUGCAAGUGAUUGGGAAGAAUGAAUGUACAUAGAUACCAAUUGUAGUUGACAUAGGCUUCUGGUUUGUUGUUUCAGUGUUAUACCAACUUCCUGAUGUUUGUUUGUAAUGAUCCUGACUGAGUGUCGGAUUCUUGUUUUC